AUGGAUACUUUUGACGGUGUAUCCGAAAGUGCUGAAGGUGGAGUUGGAGUUGGAGAAGUUAGAAACAAUGUGGUUGAUUCAGAUCCAUCAAACAACAACAAUGCAGUGGUAACUCAGAUUGGUAAGCGGCGUAGAAAACUCACAUCAGCGGUAUGGACUCAAUUUGAAAUUCUUCCUAUAGAUGAAAAUAAUGAGCAAAGAGCAAAGUGUAUGAAAUGUGGUCAAAAAUAUUUGUGUGAUAGUAGAUAUGGUACUGGGAAUUUGAAGCGUCAUAUUGAAUCUUGUGUGAAAACUGAUACUCGUGAUUUAGGCCAGUUAUUAUUAUCUAAAUCUGAUGGGGCUAUCUUAACAAGGUCUUCCAAGUUCGAUCCUAUGAAGUUUCGUGAAUUAUUAGUGAUGGCAAUUAUCAUGCAUGACCUACCCUUUCAGUUUGUUGAGUAUGCUGGAAUUAGGCAACUGUUUAAUUAUGUUUGUGCUGAUAUUAAAUUGGUAUCUCGUAAUACUGCAAAGGCUGAUGUGUUGAGUCUUUAUAAUAGAGAAAAAUCUAAGCUUAAGGAAAUUUUGGGUUCAGUUCCUGGAAGAAAAAGAAUAUUGAAUUUUAGUUUUAUGCCUCCUCCUCAUACUGGUGUUGCAUUGUGUGAGAAAAUCUAUAGGUUGUUGACUGAUUGGGGGGUGGAAAAGAAACUUUUUUCAAUGACUUUAGACAAUGCAUCUUCAAAUGAUACUUUUGUUGAGUUGUUGAAGGGGCAACUUAAUUUAAAGGAUGCAUUAUUAAUGAAUGGAAAGUUUUUUCAUAUUCGAUGUUGUGCUCACAUUCUUAACUUAAUAGUGCAAGAUGGGUUGAAACACAUUGAUGAUUCUGUGGGGAAAAUUAGGGAAAGCAUUAAGUAUGUUAGAGGUUCACAAGGGAGGAAACAGAAAUUCCUAAAUUGUGCUGCACAAGUUUCUUUAGAAUGUAAAAGGGGAUUGCGUCAAGAUGUACCUACUAGAUGGAACUCCACGUUUCUUAUGAUUGACAGUGCACUUUAUUAUCAACGUGCGUUUCUGCAUUUACAAUUGAGUGAUUCUAAUUACAAACAUUCUCUUUCUCAAGAUGAGUGGGUAAAAUUGGAAAAACUUAGCAAGUUUCUUAAGGUGUUUUAUGAUGUGACUUGUUUGUUUUCUGGAACUAAAUACCCAACAGCAAAUCUGUAUUUUCCUCAAGUUUUUGUGGUGGAAGAUACUUUGAGAAAGGCAAAGGUUGAUUCAGAUAGUUUCAUGAAAUCUAUGGCAACUCAAAUGAUGGAAAAGUUCGAUAAGUAUUGGAAAGAGUAUAGUUUGAUCCUUGCAAUUGCUGUAAUAUUGGAUCCUAGAUACAAAAUUCAAUUUGUAGAAUUUUGUUAUAAAAGGUUGUAUGGUUACAACUCCGAAGAAAUGACUAAAGUUCGUGAUAUGUUGUUUUCUCUCUUUGAUUUAUAUUUUCGGAUAUAUUCUUCUUAUGAAUCUGUUUCUGGUACUUCAAGUGCCUCAAAUGGUGCUCGUUCUCAUGUUGAUGACAUGGUUUCUAAAGAAUGCUUGGAUGUUAUGAAGGAAUUUGAUAACUUUGAAAGUGAAGAGUUUACCACUUCUGCCCAAAAGACUCAGUUACAAUUGUAUUUGGAUGAGCCCAAAAUUGAUAGGAAGACAAAGUUGAAUGUUCUUGAUUUCUGGAAAGUGAACCAAUUUCGAUAUCCUGAACUAUCAAUUUUGGCACGUGAUUUAUUGUCUAUUCCAAUAUCCACAGUUGCAUCUGAGUCAGCAUUUAGUGUUGGUGGUAGAGUGCUUGAUCAGUAUCGUAGUGCUCUUAAGCCUGAAAAUGUUGAGGCACUAGUUUGUACGCGUGAUUGGAUAUUUGGCGAAGAAAAUUGUACUUUAGCACCCAACCUAGAAGAAUUGACUGAGGAUAUUAGCAAGAUGGAAAUAAAUGCUACAAAUUCUGCAGGGGGCUCUAAUACAGUCACUGUCGGUGGACAGAGUUGA
This is a messenger RNA of Prunus dulcis (almond), 1998 nucleotides long. Its product is annotated as zinc finger BED domain-containing protein RICESLEEPER 1-like. NCBI's taxonomy places the organism in Eukaryota, Viridiplantae, Streptophyta, Magnoliopsida, Rosales, Rosaceae. Bases 1 to 1998 code for a protein of 665 amino acids. The transcript is spliced from 4 exons. The record is from RefSeq and is a predicted model, not a curated record. Gene Ontology annotation, molecular function: protein dimerization activity; DNA binding.